Prinia subflava (tawny-flanked prinia) is the source of this 1536-nucleotide messenger RNA. Its product is annotated as ribosome-binding protein 1-like. NCBI's taxonomy places the organism in Eukaryota, Metazoa, Chordata, Aves, Passeriformes, Cisticolidae. The transcript is spliced from 2 exons. The record is from RefSeq and is a predicted model, not a curated record. The coding region runs from base 1 to 1536 and encodes 511 amino acids.
AUGUUAUCCAUGGGCGCGGGCACAGGACGUUCCCCUUCCCCGUUUCCUGUGAUCUGGGCUGGAACAGGACUGGAUCCAAGCUGGAAUGGGCAGAGCUGGCUCCGCCCAGCCCAGCCCAAGGCUCUGCACUGCUCUGAACUCCCAGCGUGGUCCGAGGGGCCUCGGAGCUGGAAGUGCCCGGGGGAGAAAACCUUUCCUGGGAAAGCUGCAGGGUCUGGGAUGGGGAGGAGCAGGGAUGGGAUGAACACACGGGAAUUAACUCCAACAGGAUCCAGGGAAGGGAAGGUUUGGGAAGGGAAGGUUUGGGAAGGGAAGGUUUGGGAAGGGAAGGGAAGGUUUGGGAAGGGAAGGGAAGGUUUGGGAAGGGAAGGUUUGGGAAGGUUUGGGAAGGUUUGGGAAGGUUUGGGAAGGUUUGGGAAGGGAAGGGAAGGGAAGGGAAGGGAAGGGAAGGGAAGGGAAGGGAAGGGAAGGGAAGGGAAGGGAAGGGAAGGGAAGGGAAGGGAAGGGAAGGGAAGGGAAGGGAAGGGAAGGGAAGGGAAGGGAAGGGAAGGGAAGGGAAGGGAUUGGGAUUUCCCCCAGUUUUCCAGAUUCUGCUGUGGCCAAUCAGACACAGAUUGGAGUUUGAACAUUCCUGGGAUGAGAGAGAGGGGCAGGGAAAGAGCUGAAGUGUCCAUGCAAAGUCACUGCCAGGAGUGGGAACAGGGAGGUGAGGAACAGGGAAUGGCUGCAGGAGCAGGGAAUGGCUGCAGGAACAGGGAAUGGCUGCAGGAGCAGGGAACAGGGAAUGGCUGCAGGAACAGGGAAUGGCUGCAGGAACAGGGAAUGGCUGCAGGAACAGGGAAUGGCUGCAGGAACAGGGAAUGGCUGCAGGGAACAGGGAAUGGCUGCAGGAACAGGGAAUGGCUGCAGGAGCAGGGAGUGGCUGCAGGGAACAGGGAAUGGCUGCAGGGAACAGGGAAUGGCUGCAGGGAAUGGCUGCAGGAACAGGGAAUGGCUGCAGGAACAGGGAUUAACUGCAGGAACAGGGAAUGGCUGCAGGAACAGGGAGUGGCUGCAGGAACAGGGAAUGGCUGCAGGAACAGGGAAUGGCUGCAGGAACAGGGAGUGGCUGCAGGGAAUGGCUGCAGGAACAGGGAAUGGCUGCAGGAACAGGGAAUGGCUGCAGGAACAGGGAAUGGCUGCAGGAACAGGGAAUGGCUGCAGGGAACAGGGAAUGGCUGCAGGAGCAGGGAAUGGCUGCAGGAACAGGGAUUAACUGCAGGAACAGGGAAUGGCUGCAGGAGCAGGGAGUGGCUGCAGGAACAGGGAAUGGCUGCAGGAACAGGGAAUGGCUGCAGGAGCAGGGAGUGGCUGCAGGAACAGGGAAUGGCUGCAGGAACAGGGAAUGGCUGCAGGAGCAGGGAAUGGCUGCAGGAGCAGGGAAUGGCUGCAGGAGCAGGGAAUGGCUGCAGGGAACAGGGAAUGGCUGCAGGAGCAGGGAAUGGCUGCAGGGAACAGGGAAUGGCUGCAGGGAAUGGCUGCAGGAACAGGGAUUAA